Elephantulus edwardii (Cape elephant shrew) is the source of this 1814-nucleotide messenger RNA. RefSeq names its product beta-site APP-cleaving enzyme 2 (gene BACE2). Lineage: Eukaryota; Metazoa; Chordata; Mammalia; Macroscelidea; Macroscelididae. The record is from RefSeq and is a predicted model, not a curated record. Gene Ontology annotation, biological process: membrane protein ectodomain proteolysis; amyloid-beta metabolic process. The coding region runs from base 90 to 1637 and encodes 515 amino acids. The transcript is spliced from 9 exons. Gene Ontology annotation, molecular function: aspartic-type endopeptidase activity. Gene Ontology annotation, cellular component: trans-Golgi network; membrane; endosome.
CGCAGCGCUGGGCAAGUCGCGGAGUCGCCGCUGCAGCCGCCGGACGGGACGGGUCGGGACGCGCGUGUCCCCCGGGCCCCGCCGCUGGCAUGGGCGCGCUGGCCCGGGCGCUGCUGCUGCCGCUGCUGGUCCAGUGGCUCCUACGGGCAGCUUCGGCACUGGCCCCGCCACCCUUCACGUUGCCCCUACGGGUGGCCACGGCCGUGCCCCGCGAGGCUUCGCCCACCCCAGGGGCCAGGGCCGCCUCAGUGCCGCCCGCCAAGCCCCGUGCAGACGGCCUGGCGCUUGCCCUCGAGCCUGCUGGGGGCGCGGCCAACUUCUUGGACAACCUACAGGGGGACUCGGGCCGUGGCUACUACCUGGAGAUGCUAAUUGGGACCCCUCCGCAGAAGCUGCAGAUCCUCGUUGACACCGGAAGCAGUAACUUUGCUGUGGCAGGGGCCCCUCAUCCUUUCAUAGACUCAUACUUUGACACCGAGAGGUCCAGCACGUACCACUCCAAGGGCUUUGAGGUCACUGUGAAGUACACGCAAGGCAGCUGGACAGGCUUCGUGGGAGAGGACAUGGUUACCAUCCCAAAAGGCUUUAACAGUUCUUUUCUCGUCAACAUUGCCACUAUUUUUGAGUCCGAAAAUUUCUUUUUGCCUGGGAUUAAAUGGAAUGGAAUACUUGGACUUGCUUAUGCUACUCUAGCCAAGCCAUCAAGUUCUCUGGAGACAUUCUUUGAUUCCCUUGUGGCCCAAGCCAAGAUCCCCAAUGUUUUCUCCAUGCAGAUGUGUGGAGCAGGAUUGCCAGUGGCCGGUUCUGGUACCAACGGAGGUAGUCUUGUCUUGGGUGGAAUUGAACCAAGUUUGUAUAAAGGAGACAUCUGGUAUACACCCAUUAAGGAAGAAUGGUAUUACCAGAUAGAAAUUCUAAAACUGGAAAUCGGAGGCCAAAGCCUUAAUCUGGAUUGCAGAGAGUAUAACGCAGACAAGGCCAUCGUGGACAGUGGGACCACGCUCCUGCGGCUGCCCCAGAAGGUGUUUGAUGCAGUGGUGGAAGCUGUGGCCCGCACGUCUCUGAUUCCAGAAUUCUCUGACGGCUUCUGGACAGGGGCCCAGCUGGCAUGCUGGACUAAUUCCGAAACACCUUGGUCUUACUUUCCUAAAAUCUCCAUCUACCUGAGAGACGAGAACUCCAGCCAAUCAUUCCGCAUAACUAUCCUGCCACAGCUUUACAUCCAGCCCAUGCUGGGAGCUGGCCUGAAUUAUGAGUGCUACCGCUUCGGCAUCUCUCCUUCCGCGAACGCGCUGGUGAUCGGUGCUACGGUGAUGGAGGGCUUUUACGUCAUCUUUGACAGAGCUCGGAAGAGGGUGGGCUUCGCCACCAGUCCCUGUGCAGAAAUUGCAGGUGUUUCGGUGUCUGAAAUUUCUGGGCCUUUCUCAACAGACAACAUAGCCAGCAACUGUGUCCCUGCCCUCCCUCUGAAUGAACCCAUUCUCUGGAUCAUCUCCUAUUCGCUCAUGAGUGUAUGUGGGAUCAUCCUUAUUGUCUUAAUCAUCCUGCUGCUACUUCCAUUCCGAUGUCGGCAUCGCCCCCGAGACCCGGAGGUCGUCAAUGAUGAGUCUUCACUCGUGCGGCAUCGCUGGAAAUGAACCCAGCCCAGCACCUGGCUAACCUUGAACUCAGCUAUGAUUGAGAAUGAUGCCUCAAGUGCAACAGGCAGGGGUAUGAGGCCCAGGCUUCCUCCUGUAUCCAUGAGUCUUAAAUCACUGUUCUGCUCCCAGAUGCCUUCCAGAUUCACUGUAUUUUGAUUCUUGUUUUUAAAGCUU